AUGAUCACAUCGACCUCCUCUCCUACUCUACAUUCGAGCAGCUCCUCCUCCCCCUCACAUGCCUUCUCUCCUCGACUCCAGUAUGAAAACUCUUACCGAUCAAGACUCGUCCCGCCUGCUACCGGCAGACCUCGAAGCACCCCUCAGUACCCGCGGGCCCCGUCCGAUCCCCGGAUAUCUUCCGCCAAAUCCUCACCCACCACCCAGCGGUCCGAGACACCUGCAGCGGUGACAUCACAGAGCCAAGCAAGAGACACGGCGCACCUGCAUGCGGUACAGAUGGUGGAUGCCAGCACUCAGUACUCACCACGAGAGGAACCGAUAUUCUCCCAGAGCGUCUCUGCUUCUGGCGUAGCGAGACUGCGGCUGGAAUCCAACAAUCAACCUGCUGCUUAUGCACCGUCGCCAUUUGUGCCCGAAAGUCCCAAAGCGCCUGCUAUCGCACCUCGCACAUUGGGUCAGCCAAGAGCGGUUAUCCAUACAAAUAAUGCCACUCCAACCUCCACCCUCAACGCCACAGCAAAGCGUAGCACGGCAGACGUCUCCGCCGUGAGAACCUCACCUUCACUACGCGCUCCAUCAAUAUCGAAUAUUACCGGUCCCGAUAACGAACAAUCGGCGAAGCGCCUGCGGCCUCCCAACGCGGCGGUCAAGCUGAUGCCCAUGCAAUACGAACAUUGCGAUCCGAAAGACCUCGCGGUCUUGAUCUCUUCCAUGCUUAUGGAGCUGAUACGGUACAACGACACCAUCCCUUUGCGCGACGGUGCCCUUACCCGCUUCCAUUCUCGUGCUCCCCCCACCAUCUCCGUUUUGGAUUAUCUCCAACGUCUUACAACACACGCUACACUGUCCCCACCCAUCCUUCUAAGCAUGGUCUUCUACAUCGACCGUCUCUGCGCGCUCUAUCCCGCCUUUACCAUCUCAAGCCUCACCGUACAUCGAUUCCUAAUCACCAGCGCCACCGUGGCCAGCAAAGGCCUCAGCGACAGCUUCUGGACAAACAAAACCUAUGCACGCGUGGGCGGGGUCAAGUUGAAGGAGUUGGCGUUGCUGGAGUUGGAGUUUCUCUGGCGGGUGGAAUGGAGGAUCGUGCCUCGGCCGGAGGUGCUGGUGGAUUAUUACCGGAGUUUGGUAGACCGGAGUGAGGGUUAUGAGAUUGAUAUUACGGGCAAGCUAGAGGAUAGCAAGGCCUCAGCGGUAGCGGAAGGCAGCAUAUCGGCGGCGGCGGCAGCGGCGGCAGCGGCAGCUCAGUCACAGGAAGUACAGCAGAAUCCUACAUGA
Molecule: messenger RNA, 1281 nt
Organism: Endocarpon pusillum Z07020
Lineage: Eukaryota; Fungi; Ascomycota; Eurotiomycetes; Verrucariales; Verrucariaceae
Exons: 1
Coding region: 1-1281 (426 amino acids)
Biological process (GO): regulation of cyclin-dependent protein serine/threonine kinase activity
Cellular component (GO): nucleus; cyclin-dependent protein kinase holoenzyme complex
Molecular function (GO): cyclin-dependent protein serine/threonine kinase regulator activity; protein kinase binding
Source: RefSeq, a predicted model, not a curated record